Molecule: messenger RNA, 5447 nt
Organism: Daktulosphaira vitifoliae (grape phylloxera)
Lineage: Eukaryota; Metazoa; Arthropoda; Insecta; Hemiptera; Phylloxeridae
Gene: Eph
Product: ephrin type-B receptor 1-B
Exons: 20
Coding region: 646-3804 (1052 amino acids)
Biological process (GO): cell surface receptor protein tyrosine kinase signaling pathway; axon guidance; protein phosphorylation
Cellular component (GO): plasma membrane; neuron projection
Molecular function (GO): ATP binding; transmembrane-ephrin receptor activity; protein binding
Source: RefSeq, a predicted model, not a curated record
AACAACUGUUCAGUUUAGUUUGGUGUGCCGCCGAGUGAGGUACCGUCGACGUCCCGUACAAACUGCUGCACCGCUGACGUCGAGUGAUUUUUGUGCGUUCGACUUCGGCAGCCACAGUGAUAACAGUUAUAAUCGUUUAACGUGUGUUUCUCGACGAUAAGUGCGGACAAUUCUGUAAUUUUUUUACAACGAUUUUUACUCCGUUACCCGAGUGUUGUGUUAAUAAAGCCGACCGUCGAGCACCGCCGCGUCUAAUAUAAUAAUUAAAACAAAACAAAAUUAAACCGGUUUUGCGCUUCGUCGCUGACCGCUCGUCAAGUUCUACGAAUAUAAAUAGUUUAGUUUACCUGAAUAUCGGAGUACAACCAAAAAUUAAAUCGACGCCCAAAGUCCUGCAGGACUUGCACUUCUAUUGGUAUUGAGGUAAGUCAGCCGUUACGAAUUAAGUUGUACAAGAAAAAGACAAUCCGUAAACGCAUCAACUAAACGGCACACGAGUAAUUUGAAAUAAAUUAAAAACUAUCCAAUUAAAACAAUGUAUUUGUCAUCGGCGAACCGAUUGGUAUUAUGUGAAUAUUUUUCCAAAUAACUUGAGGACGUAUUUCUGGAACAAUAUUCAACUAUGAGGAGGUAGCCGUCGGUAUCAUGCUACACGAAUUCAAGCACUGUUUGGUGGCUUUCCUGCUGCUGGUCAUUGCAGCUGUUGGCCCCGGACGAUCCGAACACGUCGUUCUUUUAGACACUACCACCGAACCCAGCUUACGAUGGACAACAUAUCCUUACGGACCGGAUGCCAAUGCAGCAGGGUGGGUAGAAGAAAGCUACAUAAACUUUGAAAAGGGCAUCAAUUGGAGAUCAUACGUUGUAUGUGAUGUUACCAAACAGAACGUUAACAAUUGGGUAUGGACACCGUUCAUUGAACGUGGUCUGGCUAAUCUCAUCUACAUAGAAGUGAAAUUCACCAUAAGGGACUGUUCACUGUUUCCUGGUUACGCGUUGUCAUGCAAAGAAACGUUUUCGCUAUUGUAUUAUGAAUUUGACGUGGCCACGCGGGAACCUCCACCUUGGGAACCAGAUAGUUACAAAUCAGUCGGUCGGAUUGCUGCCGGCGAAGGCAGAUUCAACGCUAACAAUGAAGUUGUGAUCAACACGGAGACGAAAACCGUGAAAGUUACCAAAAAAGGAGUGUACUUUGCGUUCAGAGACCAAGGAGCUUGCAUUUCUAUUAUGGCCGUCAAAGUAUAUUAUGUGGUAUGUCCUGAAGUAGUGAUAAACUUUGCGAAUUUCUCGGCCACCCCGACGGCCCGAGAACUCACUCAAAUUGAACACGCAACCGGCAAGUGUGUAGAAAAUGCCGAAGUCGUGGGUGGCACACCGACUUAUCUUUGCAAAGGAGACGGCAAAUGGUAUUUGCCAUCUGGUGGUUGCAAGUGCAAAGCCGGCUUUGAAGCAGAUAUGGAAUCACAGACGUGCAUCGUUUGCCCUCCGGGGAAAUACAAAUAUGGAGUUGGUGACGACAAAUGUCAGUCGUGUCCAGCACAUAGCAAAGCUCCAGAACAAGGAAUGUCAGAAUGCAGGUGCAACACAGGGUACUACCGACCAGCCAAAGACCCCAAAUCCGUCCCUUGUACUCAACCUCCUUCAGCUCCUCAAAACUUAACGGUCAAUUUUGUAGAUCAGUCAACCGUGACUUUGUCAUGGAAUCCACCAAACUUUUUGGGAGGAAGAAUAGACACCGUGUAUAGAGUAACGUGUGACAUGUGUGGACCUUCAGUUGUGUUCAUGCCCAACGCAGAUGUGUUCAACGAUACCAAAGUAACGAUAAGUGGCCUAAGUCCUGUUACUACUUAUAAAUUCCACGUGUGGGCUGAAAACGGUGUGAGCAAUUUGACAUCAACCGAGCACCGACAGUUUGUUGACAUUGCCGUUACAACUGAGGCAUCCGUCAAAUCAGCCUCCGUUAAUAACGUCCGAGUAACUUUGGUGAAGGCAUCCGAAAUAGCACUGUCGUGGGAUCCGCCGAUUACAUCCGGAUACUCAGAUUCUGGCGAGGAAGAUCCAGUAGAAAUUUAUGAGGUAAGGUUUUAUCCUCGUGGAGAAGAAUCCAACGCCAGCAAUAAGCUGACAGCUGACAAACACAUAGUUUUUGGUUCAUUGAGACCGAAAACGGAUUACGGUUUCCAAGUACGGGCUAAAACAGCGCAUGGAUGGGGAGAGUACAGUCCAAUAAUAUACAAAACAACUGGUCUACCACUCAGUAGCACUAAGAGCACACAACAACAAAUUCAAAGAAAAAAUGGAAUUAAAGACGAUACGGCUUAUAUUGGCGACGAAGAUAAUAUGGAAGUUCGGAUUAUAGCUGGAGCCACAGUAGCUGUUGUUGUGGUGCUUGUAGUAGUUAUCAUUAUGACCGUAUUGUUUUUGAGGAGUCGGAGUAACGAUGAGUGUAACAAAAAACAACCAAGUGACUGUGAUACAUUGGAAUACAGAAAUGGAGAAGGACUUGUGGUUACCUACAUGCAUUGCAAUUUGGACAAUCCUCCCAUAGUAGCCACUCACACUAGCAGCAUGACCACACCAUUGUUCACUCAAGUUGGUUCUACCACUUCAAGAUCGUAUAUUGAUCCACAUACGUAUGAAGAUCCUAAUCAAGCCGUUAAAGAGUUUGCCAGAGAAAUAGAUGCUUCUUAUAUUACUAUAGAAGCAAUUAUUGGCGGUGGAGAAUUCGGCGACGUUUGUCGAGGGAAAUUAAAAGUACUUGGCUCGCCUUCGGUAGAGGUUGACGUUGCCAUCAAAACAUUAAAGCCCGGAAGUUCAGACAAGGCCCGCAAUGAUUUCCUUACCGAAGCCUCUAUCAUGGGACAAUUCGAACAUCCAAAUGUGAUAUUUUUACAAGGCGUCGUCACCAGAUCAAAUCCAGUGAUGAUCAUUACUGAAUACAUGGAAAACGGUUCUUUGGACACGUUUUUAAGAGCCAACGAUGGUAAAUUCCAAGUACUCCAGUUAGUCGGCAUGCUACGCGGUAUUGCAUCGGGCAUGCAGUAUCUCAGCGAAAUGAAUUAUGUUCAUAGAGAUCUCGCAGCCCGAAACGUCCUAGUCAACGCUCAGCUCGUAUGCAAAAUAGCUGAUUUCGGCCUCAGCCGAGAAAUUGAAAGUACUACCGAAGGAGCAUACACCACACGGUUUUCAAAUUUCCAGGGUGGUAAGAUCCCUGUCCGAUGGACUGCACCCGAGGCAAUAGCAUUCCGAAAGUUUACUUCCGCUUCGGACGUGUGGUCGUUCGGUAUUGUUGUAUGGGAGGUCAUGUCAUACGGUGAACGACCAUACUGGAACUGGAGCAAUCAAGAUGUGAUCAAGUCAAUAGAAAAGGGAUAUAGAUUGCCGGCGCCCAUGGAUUGUCCGGAAACUAUUUACCAACUAAUGUUGGACUGUUGGCAAAAAGAGAGGACUCAUAGACCUGUAUUCUUGUCCAUAGUGAAAACGCUUGACAAACUAAUUAGGUGUCCAGAUACUUUGCGUAGAAUUGCCCAGAAUAGGUCCGUUAACCCUUUGAGUUCUGAUGCUCCAGAUAUGACACAGUUUGGUUCAGUCAAUGAAUGGUUAUGUUCUAUAAAGAUGGCCAGGUACUUGGAUAACUUUGAGCAAGCUGGCAUUGUUAACAUCAAAGAAGUUGCCAGACUCACUGUUGCUGAUCUUACUGCAUUGGGUAUAACACUAGUCGGUCACCAAAAGAAAAUUAUGAACAGUAUACAAGCAAUGCGAGCGCAAUUUUCAGCUAACCUAUCUGAAGGGUUUCUAGUUUAAGCGAAAUGAACUUUUGACCACUUUUUUGGGUUCCUACUUAAAAAGAGUAAUAUCAAAGGCAUCGGGACUUAAUUUUUCAACGACCUAGACUGUACCUGUAUAAUAUUAUUAUUUAAACUGUCUGGAACUUUCCUUUUUUUAAUUUUUAUGUUACUACUAUUAUGUUUGUUUUUUUUUUUUUGACGUAAAUUUUUUUUCUCAAUGACUUGAGUCUGCUGAGAUGUUUGUAUAUUAAAUAUGCAAGUAUUACCAGCAUUACAGAUAAUUUUUAUUAUUUAUCAUGGCAAAAACGUUUUUUUUUUAUGUUUAUUUCGUUAACUUGAUUGCAAAAAAUAACUUACAAGUUUUGUAUAGUUUAGUAUUGACAUAAUUUUUAAAUUGUUACCUUAUACAGUAAAUUGAAAAAAAAACAUUUAACUUGUAAUAAUUUAUGUAAAAUUUUGUUUAUUUUUGUGUAUAAUGUUAAAAUUGUGUUAUAACGAAUGUAAUGAUAAUGUUGUCUCAUGUACAACCAGACUGUUUUUUUAGUUUUAUAAAUACUUGUAUAAUAAUUAAAAACGUAUUGUUGUAAAUAAAAGAAAAUGCACUUUGAUGAGUGCAAAAUAAAUAAAUUAUGUAUCAAAAAUAAAAAGUUGAUUAAAAAAUUAUUAUAGCAAAGGACGUUAAAAAAUGCAAUAAGAUAAUAUUAUCUAUAUCAAUAAAUUAUAAUUAUUAUAUUAUGAAUAGUUUUAAUGGCAAAUAUAUGUGGAAACAUAUCUGCCAAAAGUUAACUGUGAUAAAUUAAAAAAAAUUUAAAUUUUACCUAUAUUAACUUAUAAAGUGUUUUGAAAUAUGUAUAGUUAUAAUCUGUAAAUAUAAUAUUAAUUUUUUCCGAUUUCUGUUUUCUAAAUAUUUACUCAAAAUAAAAUUUCUAUCUCUAUUAAAAUAUUUAAAAAACUGGCAUUCGUUUUAAGUCAUCAAAUAUUUUAAAAUAAAUUAUCUUUGAUUAAAUUGUACACAUUGUAAAAUGUAUAAAAAUUUUACACAAUUAUGCCUUGCUAAGUUUUAAACUUCAUGAUAGGUAUGAAAAUAUUAAUAAUUAAAAUUACGAUUUAUCGCAAUUAUAAAGUUCCGUCCAGUAUUAUUGUUUUAUUGCUAAAUUUCAAAUUUCCAUUGCUGUCAGUUUUAUGAAACAACAUUUAAUUAAUUAUUACUCUAUUCAAUUUGUGAUUCUAAAUUGAGUGUUUUUUGCAACAUAAGAAGGUAUCUAAAUGAUACCAUGUAUACUAUAUACCCUAUAAAAAUAUAUUGAACAAUUUACGUUUAAAAUCUUUGAGGCUUCAAGGUUACAAUGAAUUAUACAUUUUAUAUGUCCACCUUAUGAUUGUAAAAAUUUAUCUAUCAUUGUGUAGUGAAAGAAUCAUACUGUUAAUAUCAAUUAAUGUGUAUUCGAUUCCCCUAAUUAUUUUGUUUUUGUACAGUAUUUAUCACGAAGUAGUUUUUUCUUUAAUUAAAUUCAUUGUAUAAAAUGUAUCAGUCCUAUUUAUAGAAAUAAACCAUUAUAUUACUAUAAAUGUAUAAUAACUGUUGUUGACAUCGGCUUGUGUGUAUUGAUUAACGUGUCAUUGUAUAAUUGUGUACAAGAAUAAAAUAUUUUUUAAAAA